Macrobrachium nipponense is the source of this 852-nucleotide messenger RNA. RefSeq lists its product as uncharacterized. The record is from RefSeq and is a predicted model, not a curated record. Bases 114 to 713 code for a protein of 199 amino acids. Gene Ontology annotation, molecular function: peptidase inhibitor activity. The transcript has 2 exons. Lineage: Eukaryota; Metazoa; Arthropoda; Malacostraca; Decapoda; Palaemonidae. Gene Ontology annotation, cellular component: extracellular region.
CAACAGAAGGUGAGCAACUGAUUCUCACAGGUAUAAAAGAAGCCCCUAAAGUGUGAUUGCCGCAUCGUUCUCCCUGCUUUCGUUGUGACUGCAAAAGUAAAACAUCCUUCCAGAUGAAGUACUCGUGGUUGCUGAUUGCCGUCGUGGCCCUCGUGGCUGCAGACGAUAGCGACGACCACGACCAAGGCGACGGCGACGCUGCUGGAGGCGUCGAGGGUCGUACCGGAGCAGGAAGACGACAGGGAUCAAACAGAUUCUUCGAUGAUGGCUUUGGCGGUGGUAUUGGCGGAGGAUUUGGAGGUGGAUUUGGAGGAGGAUUUGGAGGAGGAUUGGGAGGACUAGGAGGAAUCGGUGCUGGUUUGGGUGCUCUUGGUGGCAUCGGUGGUAUCGGGGGUAUCGGCGGUAUUGGAGGAAUCGGUGGUAUCGGCGCUGUCAGGCCCCCAAGCAUCCCAAGUGACUGCCGCUACUGGUGCAGGACUCCCCAGGGUCAGGCCUACUGCUGCGAGAGCGCCCACGAACCCCAGAGCCUCGUCGGAGUAGUCAAACCAGGAUUCUGCCCUCCCGUCCGCCCCCUCUGUCCCCCCGUCAGGAACUUCCUCCCACCAGCACCCUGCUCCAACGAUGGCGCCUGCGGUGGUGUUGACAAGUGCUGCUUCGACACCUGUCUGCAGCAGCACGUCUGCAAGCCCCCACUCGGCUUCGGACGUCGCUAAGGCGCCCUUCAUUCCAAAGCUUCCUCUGCAAAAAUGUAUCCAAUCCCCUUGUAAAACCUUUCUUUGUAAUUAAUGUACAGUACCUAUGUAACUAUAAGGACGUUUAGUUUAUACUUGAAAUAAACUGUAAGCUUAUAAA